Messenger RNA from Spathaspora passalidarum NRRL Y-27907, 1104 nucleotides. RefSeq lists its product as uncharacterized. The coding region runs from base 46 to 639 and encodes 197 amino acids. Lineage: Eukaryota; Fungi; Ascomycota; Pichiomycetes; Serinales; Debaryomycetaceae. The record is from RefSeq and is a predicted model, not a curated record. Gene Ontology annotation, molecular function: peptidyl-tRNA hydrolase activity. The transcript has a single exon.
AAGUAUUCCACUCUUACAAAUACACUGUAUACUUGCCACUACCAAAUGUUGAUUGUUCUUUCUAUAGGAAACCCUGGGUCUAUUACACGACAUUCAGUGGGUCAUUUCCUCUAUGCUCACCUUGUCUCCACAUAUGGACUUCCUCAACCUACAAAGAAUUCUACAUACUCCGCUACCACCAAUGGAGAACUUACUCUAGUAAAGUCAAACACCUACAUGAAUGAGUCUAGUAAGGCAUGGCUCAAGUUCGUGGACAAGAACCGCAUUCCUGCUGAUGCGAUUGUGCUUAUUCUUUAUGACGACUUCGAAUCUGACUUGGGCGUGGUGAGAAUCAGCAAGUUCAAGAAAAACGAGAGUCAUAAUGGUGUUCGCAAUUUAAUGACAUGCUUGUCUACCAGAGACAACGUCUAUAAAUUAGGGGUUGGCAUUGGACCAAAACCUGUAGGUUCAAAUAAGGAUAGUAUGGCUAGUUGGGUAUUGAGCGAGUUUAAACAAAACGAGAAGGAGAAAUUGGGUAACAUAAGUUUGCCUAAGGUGAUUGCAUACUUGGAUGAAAUUAUUGAAACUGAAACAGUGAUGGAUGUUAACAAGUUUAAUUCCAAAAUGACUAAACAAUGGAAAGAAACCGAGGCGGUAUAGAGAUUCAGUUAAAUUCCAAGUGGAAAUAACUUUACGGUUGCUCCGUACAACUGAAAAGUGUAAAGUAUCGUACGAGAUUAGUCAUACGGAUAUAUGAAAGAGUAAUGUCAGGAAAAGACAUCGCCUGAGCAUAAAAAAUAUAUUGACUCCAAUUUGAGUGUAAUUUCACAUUUCAAACAAACAUUGCACAGAAUUGCUCAUUGUAAUUAAUUGGAGAUCAGGCGUAUCUGCAGCACAAUCUUCAUUGUGAAGAUUCUAUGAAAUUUAUUUAUUUUUUUGCUCCUCCAUGCAAGAAUCUCGUAUUUUGAAACUCUACUUUAUUUGCAAUUGUUUACGAUUCCAUUAUUUUUAGAUCUAUACUUGGCAACGCUUUGGAUUGCCUCGUUUUGUAAUUAGCUAUUUAGAUAGAAUGCCUGGCAUAAUUUGCCAAAUCAAUAAGAAAUAUGCGUGACCAGCAAUCAAUUG